Messenger RNA from Aphanomyces invadans, 1936 nucleotides. RefSeq lists its product as hypothetical. The transcript has 6 exons. Gene Ontology annotation, molecular function: hydrolase activity, hydrolyzing O-glycosyl compounds. The record is from RefSeq and is a predicted model, not a curated record. NCBI's taxonomy places the organism in Eukaryota, Oomycota, Saprolegniomycetes, Saprolegniales, Verrucalvaceae. Bases 107 to 1753 code for a protein of 548 amino acids.
GACUAGUUUGGAGUUCAGCACAUUCGAGGUGUCUCGCCCGAACGCGGCGGAGCGAUGUGACGAUGGCGUUACCACUUCAUUCUGCAACGUGCUCUGUCGCCGCACGAUGGCGGAUCACGGAACUGCUACCGACGCAGCCGACGAUCACAGGUUGAAUAUGAACCAGUGGCGCGAGUCCGUUCGACUGUCUUCGUCGUCGUCGUCGACCUGUCUUGGCAAACCGCGUCCGUCAGAAGUAAAGGUCGUGAUUGUUCCAGCGUGCCAAGCCAAGAUAGAAUCCCACCGCGAGUACAAAGGUCGCAUUCGGACUUGGCCAGGCCUUUUGCUCGUGUUUGUGUGCGUUGUCAGUGCCAUCGCCAUCAUCACCACAUCUGCAUUUCGCGCGCAUGCGUCAUCGACAGAGCGCACCCAAAAGGUAAAUGAGUUGCUCUUCCGCAACAAGUCGGGAACACUGCUUCCAAGCGACGUCAUGGACUCGGUCAUUGGGUCCCCGGCCGACGACGGCCAAGUCGGUAACCCGAAGACGUAUCCGACAUCGCAAUGCGCUCAAUUGGACUAUCAAAGCAAGAACGGCAAGAUCGUCGCAGUGACGAAGAAUGGCACGGAGGUUGCGAUCUCGAUCAAGGGCGUCAACUGGUUUGGAAUGGAAACAGGGCUGGCCGUGCCGUUUGGACUGUGGGAAAAUCAAAAGAAUGGCACCACCGCGUUUGUUCUCGCGGCGUUUCUGGCAGCCAACAAAUUCAAUGCGGUGCGGCUUCCCGUGUGCAUUCAGAGCAUCCUCCGAAACACAAAGCCGGCGAAGAGCCUCGUGAAUGUCGAGUCGAAUCGAGCGCUGGACUUGACCAACUACAUGACGAUGCUGCAGUCGAUCAUCAAAGUGCUCGCGUUUCGCCGCAUCGGGGUGCUGAUUUCGCUGCAUACUCUGACUACCAUGCAGUCCGGGGGCAAUUGGUACAGCGACGCGUUGGGGGUGUCGAAGGCCGACUUUCUCGAGGCAGUCGACAUCUUGACCCAGUCACUGUGCACAAACGAGUACUGGAACGUCAUGGGGCUCGAUGCCAAGAACGAACCGCACGAAGCGACGUGGGCUGAGUUCGCGGAAGGCGCCACCAUAAUCGGGAACCGUAUGCUCGAGGGAUGUCCAAACUGGUCCAUCUACGUCGAAGGCGUGAACGACGGGACCAAGAGCGUCACCAUCGAUGGCACAGCGUUCAAGUACUUUGACUGGUGGGGCGGCGGCCUCCAGCAAGCGCGGGCGAACCCAGUGACCCUCCAAACCCCACACAAGGUCGUGUACGCGCCGCACUAUUACAACACGGGUGUGUUUCCGCAGCCAUACUUGUACGGCCCCGGCGGCGUCCGCGACGAACUCGAUGACCAGACGCUCAAGCGCCGUAUUCAAGGCACGUCCUUUGACAUGUUUGGCCACGUCAACAAAAGGCAGACGGAUGCCGUCGUCAUGGGCGAGUUUGCUGGCCUGUACGCGACGGACGCCCACCCACUCAAGACAACGAAACGUGUGACAGAUUUGCUGAUUGAGAUCAUGCUCGAAGAAAAGUACGCCGGCGGGUUCAUGUGGUCGCUAAAUCCCGAGAGUGCGUACCAGUACAACCCGUCGCCAGGGCAUUACACCGAAGGGCUGCUCCUCGACGACUGGCUCACGCCCAACGCGGUGUUUCUCAAAGGCUUGGCAGCCAUGGAUGCCUUUCCCGACUUGCGCAUGCUACCUUGUGUGCCCACGACGUCGGCAUGACGAUGGAGUCGGCAGCCAGCAGCAACCCCACCACCUUUGUGGAGAAUGCCAUCUUGUACGUGUUCUCGGCGAGUCGGGUUUGGAAAAUGAAUGGUUCCCGGUCGAAUCGAAUUGCAUGUCGAGGCGUGCGAUGGCUCGAUAGGUUUUCAUUCUGCAGCGCAGGAUGCAGCGACGACACACGAG